AUGUCCGCUGUUCAGACUAUCACUGUGCCCACCCAGCCCGAUAUUCAGUACCACCCUGAUUAUGAAAAGUACAAGGAGCGUACUCGUCGUCGAAAGGAGACUGAGACCCUGCAGUCUACUGUACCUUCAGGCUUCCCGCAGAAGUUGAUAUCGCCGUUAGUCUGGGAAGGAAAAGAGGUUGAGAAGCGGGACGACUGGAUUUAUCAGUUGUACGAUGACCAACUGGAUGAGCUCGACGCUGCUUUGAAAAGCUUCAAAUCCCUCAAUCUUCCCUUGGGAGAUAUCAAUCAGUCGACUUUCCCUCUACCUACCCUCCACACUGUUCUUCGAGAUAUUUCGAAGGAGAUCCACACCGGUCGAGGAUUUGCUGUUCUUCGGGGGUUGCGCAUCGACGAUUACUCCCGAGAAGACAACAUCAUCAUCUACGCCGGUGUAUCUUCGCACAUCGGUAAUAUUCGAGGACGUCAGCAAGAAGGUCGACUGGCAGAUGGCACUUCACCCGUGCUAUCCCAUAUCAAAGACCUCACCAACAAGGUCGACAAAGGUCGUAUCACUGCUCCUUCGAACACGACUGAUAAGCAGGUUUUCCACACCGAUGCUGGCGAUAUCAUCUCACUCCUCUGUCUGAACCGUGCCGCAGAGGGAGGCGAAAGUUAUCUUUCUAGUAGUUGGCAUGUGUAUAACAUUCUGGCCAAGGAAAGACCUGACCUUAUUCAUACUCUAUUUCAGGAUUGGCCAUUGGAUGGCUUCGAUAACCCAGUCAGGCCCUACAGCCUUCGCCCACUUCUAUACCACCAAUCAGCCACUGCGACUACUCCGGAAAGAAUUGUAAUCCAGUAUGCAAGAAGAUACUUCACUGGAUUUAUGGCUCAGCCCCGAUCGAAGGGUAUCCCCCCUAUCACGGAAGCGCAAGCGGAGGCGCUUGACGCUUUGCAUUUCUUGGCAGAAGAGCAUAGUGCGGCUCUGGAUUUCCAGAAAGGUGAUGUGCAAUAUGUGAAUAAUCUUAGCAUUUUCCAUGCACGGAAUUGGUUUAGAGACGAGCCUGGUAAAGAGCGUCAUUUGCUGAGACUCUGGCUGCGAGACCCUGAAAAUGCAUGGGAAACACCCGAGAAACUCCAAGAGCGCUGGGACAUAGUCUACGAUGAUCUUCCAGGGGAUAAGCAGGCGUUCCCAUUGGAGCCGGCCCUUCGCAAGAAUGUAGGAGCGUGA
Penicillium griseofulvum is the source of this 1209-nucleotide messenger RNA. RefSeq names its product TauD/TfdA family dioxygenase. The record is from RefSeq and is a predicted model, not a curated record. Gene Ontology annotation, molecular function: oxidoreductase activity. The transcript has 4 exons. Bases 1 to 1209 code for a protein of 402 amino acids. NCBI's taxonomy places the organism in Eukaryota, Fungi, Ascomycota, Eurotiomycetes, Eurotiales, Aspergillaceae.